Messenger RNA from Amblyraja radiata (thorny skate), 1484 nucleotides. It is a transcript of the gene coq2, whose product is annotated as coenzyme Q2 4-hydroxybenzoate polyprenyltransferase. Lineage: Eukaryota; Metazoa; Chordata; Chondrichthyes; Rajiformes; Rajidae. Gene Ontology annotation, molecular function: 4-hydroxybenzoate polyprenyltransferase activity. Gene Ontology annotation, cellular component: mitochondrial inner membrane. The transcript has 7 exons. Gene Ontology annotation, biological process: ubiquinone biosynthetic process. Bases 68 to 1177 code for a protein of 369 amino acids. The record is from RefSeq and is a predicted model, not a curated record.
ACGUGGGUGGGAGAGGAUCAUGGCCAGCGCUGGGAAACCCCGGGGCCGGUGUUAGGAGCCGCUCGCGAUGUUGAGGUGCCUCGCGCCCCGCCAGUUGCUGUCCACGCUCCCGCUACCGCUACCGCUCGCGCCGCCCGGGAGCUGGCGGGUAACGGCCGCCGUUGUCACACGGGAGAGGCAGCUCCGCGCGCUGCCCGCCGCCCAGCUCAGGCGGAGCGGUGGAGACAGCGGCCCAUCAGCGGCGGCGGCGGCGGCCACCCUGGUGGGGACGGCGCCGCGGGCACUGCAGCCCUACCUGAGGCUGAUGAGGCUGGACAAACCCAUUGGAACCUGGUUGCUAUAUUUGCCAUGUACCUGGAGUAUUGGUUUAGCAGCAGAGCCAGGCUGCCUUCCAGAUAUGUCCAUGCUUACACUUUUUGGAAUGGGGGCAAUAUUGAUGCGAGGAGCUGGGUGUACAAUCAAUGACAUGUGGGAUAAAGACAUCGAUAGAAAGGUUGCCAGAACUGAAAAUCGGCCCAUAGCUGCUGGAGAAAUCAGUCGUUCUCAGGCUUUCGUGUUUUUGGGUGGUCAACUAAGUCUAGCGCUUGCUGUUCUCUUGUGUUUAAAUUAUUACAGCAUUGCACUUGGAGCUGCAUCGCUUGGUCUCGUAGUCAUCUACCCUCUGAUGAAGAGGCUAACUUAUUGGCCACAGUUAAUUCUGGGUCUUACAUUUAACUGGGGAGCACUUUUAGGUUGGUCUGCUGUGAAGGGUUCGUGUGAUUGGUCAAUCUGCCUUCCACUCUAUAUCUCUGGAGUCAUGUGGACAUUGAUAUAUGACACUAUUUAUGCACAUCAGGAUAAAGCAGAUGACAUUCUGGUAGGAGUGAAAUCAACUGCACUGAAGUUUCAAGAACAGACCAAACAAUGGUUAUUAGGAUUCAGCACAGUCAUGCUGACAGGAUUGACAGUGGUCGGACUAAACAGUGAACAGACGUUACCCUACUAUGUCGCUGUGGUAGCUGUUGGAGCACACCUGGCCCAUCAGAUAUCCUCACUGGACAUAAAUAAUCCUCAAGAUUGCUGGAAGAAAUUCUGUUUGAAUCGUAUAUUAGGACUAGUACUGUUUUCUGGAAUUGUGUUUGGAAAUCUAUGGAAAGGAAAGACGAAGACUGAUGAAACAGAAAAGGUGCAGAGCUGAUAUGUGAUCAGAAUCCACGUGCCAGAUUUUAAAAUAUUACAGUAAAACAAGUAAACAAUUUCAAUAUCAUACCUUAUCACCACAUAAUUUACAUAUUUUAAAACUAGUCAGGAAAGUAUAGAUUUAAAAAUAGUGUUGAAUUAUUGAUGUUUAUUAAAUAAGUAAAAAUAUACUUUAAAUUCUUAGGCUGCACUCAAAUAUUUCAAUCAUGAUGUACAUCGAAAGCUAUUGUAGUUCGUUAUCGUCUAACUUUCUAGUUGUUAAAAUAAAAUCUUUUUACAGUUUAUUUAAAACUAGCAUAAAUUAA